AUGUUCUGCGAUCCGAACCUCAAUCGGCAUUCAGCAGAUGCAGUGGCACAAAUUGCAUCACAAAGGUGUUCGUGGAACUACAUCUCAGAACAGGAAGAUGCCUCCCCCGCUGUCAACGGCGGGACGAAUGGGUUGGUGAACAAUCAUCCUGAGCCAGAGCCGGGUGUGCGAGCUCGCGCCAUCGAAUUUGAAUGCCGCCAGUCUCUUCCUGGCCAUAUCCUUGGCCGGUUGAAGAGGAGACCGGUGCCUUCCAUUUCAGACUAUGCCUGCAUACGAGGACGUGUCAUCAGACAGAUCCCCAGCAGCUCGGUUGCCGUCCUCGAGGUGAUCACGGACGAUGCAGACGCGCUCGCGGGCAGCGACGUGGUGUCGAGAGACCCAUCAAGGCCACAGCACAAUACCCGGCAGGGCCCCCAGCGACUGAUCCUGAAGUACUAUCCGGCGGCGGAGAUCACUCGUGACCCACGACGAACCGGUCGGGACUUUGCCCCCCUUUUUUUCAAUGAGGUCAAUGCAUAUGCCCAGGCGAGGGUCGCACAGGGAACAGUCCUGCCAUACGUGUGCGGAGUGUACGAGGACGCAAGUGCCGCUGUCGUGACGGGCUUAUAUCUUGUCAUGGAAUAUCUUGCACACUCGACAACACUGAAAGACAUGGACAGCCGUCUCAGAUCAAGUUCGGCGUCCGUCCUCCGCGAGAAAACUGCGUUUGCGUUGAAGGCAUUGCAUUCCUGCGACAUCUCACACGGCAGCAUGAAGAGCAACCAAUUGCUCAUUUGUGCCGAUUCUCAUGGCCAGAAUGAGUCUUCUGCAAUUUCAGCUAGAGACGAUUGGUUCGUUGUCAUCGUUGACUUACAGUACGCUAGGUUUCACCGCGAUAAGCACGAGCUGGAUUCUGCAGCUGAACUUGACCGGCUUGCCCUGCGAGAAGCGUUUUCCUACUGUGGGUGCAAAUCUGAAGAAGACGACUCUGACGAAGCGUAUCAACAAUUUGUCAGGGAGCGCCAGUCGUUCAUGGGUUAUUGCUGA
This is a messenger RNA of Cladophialophora psammophila CBS 110553, 1026 nucleotides long. RefSeq lists its product as uncharacterized. The transcript is spliced from 2 exons. NCBI's taxonomy places the organism in Eukaryota, Fungi, Ascomycota, Eurotiomycetes, Chaetothyriales, Herpotrichiellaceae. The record is from RefSeq and is a predicted model, not a curated record. The coding region runs from base 1 to 1026 and encodes 341 amino acids.